ACAUCCGGGUGUUUCCACUUUAAGUCACGUGACAAUUAGCAUCGUGGAGGAAGGAAAAAAGACUAAUAUGGCUGAAGAAACAGACACCACAAUGGAGGAAAAGUUGUUGGCUGGUGAUGAGGUUAAAAAAGAAGGAGGAGACACAAUGGACACAAGUGAGGAUGCAGGAGCAUCUGAUUUAGUAGAAGUACAAAAGGAUGAGGAAGAAGCUGAAGAGGAAGAAGAUAAGGAUAAAACAACUGAAAAGCGAGAGGAAGAAAACUCGCUUUUAACCAAUGCUAUCAAAGGACCCAUCAGGCUUUCUGUUGUACUCAUCAAGGAUUUGGGAAAUCAUGAUCUACAUCAAGUUCUGCACAGAUGCUCCAAAGCCACCCUGGAAAUGGAGAGAAGAAGAGGUGUUUUGACCUUGUGGUUUGAUCCAUGGAGAUCUAUCGGAGCUCUUGCCAUUCUCAAGAAACUCGCAAAGUUGCAAUUGUCUGGAGAAGAUUUCAAAAUGGAGUGCCCGAAAGCUUUAGCAUCAAUGCUUGGCUCACAGAAGAUAAAAGAAAAAUAUCCUGAUGCCAAAUUUGGAAACAAAAAUAAAACUCUCUAUGUUCAUGACAUACCACUCGACACUACUGAGGAAGUUUUACGGGCAAUGUUCCCUGAUGUAUCUAGUGUCAACAUGCCCGUCGAUAAAGAGGGGAAGAAGCUGGGGGUAGCCAUUCUGGAUUUCAUAUCUGGAAAGGACUGUGCUGCAGCACUGGAGAGAAAUCCUGCUGUUCUGAUUGGAGAAUCAAACUGUACUGUAGACUGGUACUUUCCUGCACCUGAAGAUGCAGAGGAGCCCCAAGAGAAGCCUAAAAAGCAAAACAGGGAUCACAGUGGUGGCUGGAGGAAGAGAAACCGCGGAGGCCAGAGCAGUGCUAAUUUUGGUGGUGGUGGUGGUGGUGGAGGAGGAUACCGUGACAAUAGGGACAGGGGUUUCCGUGACAACAGAGGUGGUGCCAUGGGCGGUUACGGACAGAAAUACUUGGCAAAACAGGAAAAGAUGAAUCAAAUGUUGAUGAACCAAAUGCAGAACUUGGCCAGCAUGGUGCAGGGGGGAGGAGGAGGACCUCCUCAAGGUUUUAGUAACCAGGGAUAUGGCAACCAGGGGUAUGGAGAUUAUGGUGACCGCGAUCAAGGAUUCGGUGGUGACAAUUUUGGAAACUACCAGUCUGGUUACUAUGGAGAUGAUGACUACUCAGCACCAAAGAGAAUGAAAGGCAACAGACAUAUGAGACGAGGGAACAUGGGUGGAGGUGGAGGAUGGACUUUUGAGUCGGGGACUAAUUUUACCCAAAUCAAUUUACGGGAUAUGCUUGUAGCGAGUCGUACGUUGUUUUUUCUAGUGUCGUCAACUUUCAUCCUGUUACUAGAAUUAAUUUUAGAAGAUGUGGCCACAAAUGUGAACGGAGGAUGGUACACUGAUGAAAAGCUGUUAUUGGCCUCUCCAGGUCCUUGUACGGUUGAAGUUCGAGAUGCGGCAUCUCUUUCACAGGAAGAAUUUUUGAAAAGAUACGCUUACACAAGACCAGUGAUUAUACAGCAUGCAACGGAUAAUAAAGCAUUCCACCAAAUAUGCGAGAAAGAUACCAUGUUGGAAAAAUAUGGAACCAAAAAGAUAAGAUUAAGUUCCGCAAAUACACACUCUUAUGAUAAAAGGGAUGUAACUUUAAAGUAUUAUGUUGAAAAUGUGAUGAAACCCCAGACUUUGGAAAUGUUAGGAAAUGAAACAUUUUAUUGGUUUGGGGACAAUAACUACACUGAAUGGGAGGAGCUAUUUCAUCAGUACACGCCUCCUCCCUAUCGGUUACCAAGGAUGACAGGAGCUUACAGCUUUGGAGUGGCAGGGGCUGGUACCGGUGUGCCAUUUCAUUUCCAUGGUCCUGGAUUUGGGGAAGUUAUUUUUGGCAGAAAAAGAUGGUUUCUGUAUCCCCCGGAGAAAACCCCCUCCUUCCAUCCCAACAGGACAACCUUACAGUGGUUGAUGGAGGACUAUCCAAAACUCCACCCUGAAGACUAUCCGUUAGACUGUACAAUCAAUCAAGGGGAAAUAAUAUAUUUUCCAGACAGAUGGUGGCAUGGUACUUUAAACAUUGACACAAGUGUUUUUAUUUCAACAUUUUUGGGUUAAUAAAAAUGAUACAUAUAUA
This is a messenger RNA of Ostrea edulis (European flat oyster), 2177 nucleotides long. RefSeq lists its product as uncharacterized. Bases 68 to 2158 code for a protein of 696 amino acids. Gene Ontology annotation, molecular function: RNA binding. Gene Ontology annotation, cellular component: cytoplasm. The record is from RefSeq and is a predicted model, not a curated record. NCBI's taxonomy places the organism in Eukaryota, Metazoa, Mollusca, Bivalvia, Ostreida, Ostreidae. The transcript is spliced from 23 exons.